AUACUAAACUCUAUUUAUACUUUUCCUUCAGUUGAUUGAUUUUUGCUUUUCUUCUUACUUGAAGAUGUUGCUGAAAGGUUUAAUAAAGUAGAAACAUCCAGGGAUCGAGUUUGAUAGAUCAUUUGUUGGAGUCUUUUUAAGAAUGCCUGGUUUUGAGUUUAUAAGAAAGAGACAUUUCUCUCAUAUGAAUAAAAUAUCUUUAUUAAUAAAGUAGAAACUUUGUUAAUCAUUUGUGACGUAUAAUAGCCACGGUUAUUAAUCAAUAAUCAUUUAUCAAAAUCAGGUGCAAGACCAAUAGCUUAUAUGAAUAAAAAUCUUUAUUAAUCAUUUGCUAUUGGCAUAAUGAAACUGGUUUCUUUGUAAGAUUAUUUAAUAAUUGGUUAUAAAGAUUUUUUUUUUAAGUUGGUUUGAUUAUGCAGUCACUCAAAUUUUAACCACAGAUGAGUUGAUAUAAAUCUCAAUGAAUUAAAAUCCAAUCCAACGGCUACUACCAACAAGUGACAGUCCACAGUCUAAACCCAAAAGCAAUUGACGUCAUUCUUGUCUUUUGCUUUUGUCUUUGUAAGUUAAAGACGAAGGAAGUUUCUACAUCACCAUGGAACCAGUUGGAUCUGAACAUGGGUAAAGCUUCUAACUUGUAGGGACAUAGAGUGAACUAGUUUCUUUCCUGUAAUGUGUUGUGUUGUGUGUUUGGUCUCACAUGAUUACUUAUACUUUUAGAGUCACGAUGAUCGAACAAGUGUCAAUAGAACGGUUCAUGACUCAGGUCACAGAGCAGGCUUUAGAGGUUAUCGAUUUAAAGCGUCAGUGGAAAGAAUACGAGGAGGCGUAUGCGUCGAUGAGGAGACUGUAAGGAAGCAUGUCCUAGAGGCUAAGAAGAAAGAAGAGGAAUCUGAUAUGAAGCACUCUCUGGAGACACAUGUGAUGAUGUUGGCUCUCGAGAUGCAGACCGAAGAAGAGGUCGCAAAGAAGCAUGAAGAGCUGAAGAAAGAGGUUCAAGUGAAGAAACAGGAGCUUGAAGCGAGGGAAGAUGAGCUGAAGAAGAGGGAAGAGGAGUUAGAAGUGAAGAGGGAGUCUCUAGAGGUCAAGGAGAAGAGUGUUGAAGAGAGGCAGAAGGAGGAAUCUACUGAGAUUGAGAAGAGGAACCAGAAACAAGAAGCAGAAGCUAGAGAGAUUGAAGUGAAAAGGCAUUCUCUUGAGCUCAAGGAGAAGCAGCUUGAAGAAAGAGAGGAACGAGCAAAGAGUAGAAAGAGAUCCAGAGAUGAAGAUUGCCUCACUAGAAAAAAACACAAACAUGAUGCUAAAGAGAAGGAAACAGCUUCUGAUGAGGAUCCUGAGCCAUACUCUUGUCCUGAUGCAGACUUCAACACUUUCAACAACAACACAAUAAGCUCUUUCGCUGUGGGACAAGUAUGGGCUCUCUAUGAUCCUUCAGAUGAAAUGCCUCGGUACUACGCUCGGAUCAGGAAAAUUCUGGAACCUAAGCUGAGAGUUGGCAUUAGAUGGCUUGAAUCAAAACCAGCUCCAAUCGCUUGUGGAGAAUUCAAGUAUGGAGACAAAACCACAAGCAGCCACUUGAUGUUUUCUCACGAGAUGCCUCACGUCAGAACUGGAAAGAAGACAGUCUCCAUAAACCCGAGGAAAGGUGAGACAUGGGCUCUUUUCAGAGAUUGGAAGCAGCACAAGCGUCCGUAUGGAUAUGACUUUGUGCAAAUCGAGUCUGAGCUGGACAGUGAUCAUGGCGUUGGAGUUGCUUAUCUAGGGAGAGUGGAGGGAUUCACUUCAGUGUACGAACUUGCUGAGCAGCAUGGACUCUUGAAAAUGAUGAUACCGUCUGAUGAGAUGCUUAGGUUUUCGCAUAGAGUUCCAUCUUUCAAGUUGACUGGAGAUGAGAAGAAAGGUGUCCCUGCUGGAUCUUUUGAGCUUGACCCUGCUGCUAUUCCUAAAGACUGUCUUGAACCUUUGAAGGUUAAACAAGAGAGAGUUUAAGUUCAGUGCAAGUCUGAUGUGUCUUUUUUUAAAGUAUUGUAUGUAUGUUGAAGAUGCACAAUGAACUGAAGUGAUUUGAUGAAUCAUAUGAACUUCUUUUUUU
Messenger RNA from Brassica napus (rape), 2092 nucleotides. RefSeq names its product caldesmon-like. Bases 898 to 1989 code for a protein of 363 amino acids. The record is from RefSeq and is a predicted model, not a curated record. The transcript has a single exon. NCBI's taxonomy places the organism in Eukaryota, Viridiplantae, Streptophyta, Magnoliopsida, Brassicales, Brassicaceae.